UUUCCUCCCUUUGAAAAGUGAAAGAAAUAAAGAUCGGAACCAUGCCAGAAGCACCAAAUAUGACACAGAAACCUGCAGAUUACAACCUGGAGUUGAAGAACAAGAAAAUCCUUCAGUUCAUUGAAGACAUGACUUCAAACCCUGAUGAAGUUCAAAAGGAUGUCCUGGAAGAGAUCCUUUCGAGCAAUGCUCAUGUUGAGUACCUGAAAACUCAUGGCCUUGAUGGUCGUACCGAUCGAGAUAGUUUCAAAAACAUUAUGCCUGUCAUCACCUAUGAGGAUAUCCAGCCUUAUGUUGAACGUAUUGCCAAUGGUGAUACAUCUCCCAUCCUUUGUUCUAAGCCCAUUUCUGAGUUCUUGACAAGCUCUGGGACAUCAGGUGGGGAGAGGAAGCUGAUGCCGACGAUCGAGGAGGAGCUAGGGAGGAGGUCACUGCUCUAUAGCCUAUUGAUGCCUGUUAUGAGCCAAUUUGUCCCUGGUCUAGACAAGGGCAAAGGGAUGUACUUUUUGUUUAUAAAAUCCGAGGCCAAGACACCUGGUGGCCUUGUGGCACGCCCGGUUCUAACUAGCUACUACAAAAGCAGUCGUUUCAAAGAUAGGCCAUACGAUCCUUACACAAACUACACCAGCCCAAAUGAGACCAUUCUCUGUCUCGAUUCUUACCAAAGCAUGUACUCUCAAAUGCUUUGUGGACUUUGCCAACACAAGGAAGUCCUCAGGGUGGGAGCUGUUUUCGCCUCUGGCUUCAUCAGGGCCAUCAAGUUCCUUGAGAAACAUUGGCGUCUCCUUUGCAAUGAUAUAAGGACAGGAACCGUUGAUUUCCAAAUCACUGACUCCUCUGUCAGGGAGGCUGUUAUGAACAUCCUGAAACCCGAUCCUGAACUUGCCGAUUUCAUCGAGGCCGAGUGUAGCAAAGAUUCAUGGCAAGGGAUCAUUACAAGGUUAUGGCCUAACACAAAGUAUGUGGAUGUGAUUGUGACUGGGGCCAUGUCACAGUAUAUUCCCACUCUUGAUUAUUACAGUAAUGGCCUCCCUCUUGUCUGCACCAUGUAUGCAUCUAGUGAAUGCUAUUUUGGUGUCAACCUGAACCCUCUUUGCAAGCCAAGUGAAGUUUCCUAUACUCUCGUUCCCGUAAUGGCCUACUUUGAGUUCUUGCCGGUUCAAAGGAACAAUGGGGUCUCUAAUUCCAUUUCUGUGCCCAAAACUCUCAAUGAGAAAGAACAACAAGAACUGGUUGACCUUGUUGAUGUUAAGCUUGGCCAGGAGUAUGAGCUUGUUGUCACCACUUAUUCAGGACUCUAUCGAUAUAGAGUCGGUGAUGUGCUAAGGGUAGCAGGGUUCAAGAACAAGGCACCACAAUUCAAUUUCAUUUGCAGGAAAAAUGUGGUUUUGUCCAUUGAUUCUGAUAAGACUGAUGAGGUUGAACUUCAACAUGCUGUGAAGAAUGCAGUGAAUCAUUUGAUGCCAUUCGAUGCAACCUUGGCCGAGUACACUAGUUUUGCGGAUACCACUACAAUUCCAGGCCACUAUGUGCUCUACUGGGAGCUUAGUCUCAAUGGUAACACCCCAAUUCCUCCUUCAGUUUUUGAGGACUGUUGCUUGACUAUUGAAGAAUCCCUCAACAGUGUAUAUCGCCAAGGGCGUGUAUGCGACAAAUCCAUUGGACCUCUCGAGAUCAAGAUCGUCGAACCAGGGACAUUCGACAAGCUGAUGGAUUAUGCCAUUAGCUUAGGUGCAUCGAUUAACCAGUACAAGACGCCACGAUGCGUGAAAUUCGCUCCCAUUGUCGAGCUUCUGAACUCAAGGGUUGCAUCCUGUUUCUUUAGUCCAAAAUGUCCCAAAUGGUUUCCUGGUUACAAGCAAUGGAGCAACACAAAUUAAGUGAAAUGAAGGGGGAGCACUCAAUCAGUAGUUUUUUCAACUGUUGUUUAUGCAUAGUGACUCUUGAUUAGCCAUGUCAUUGUACAAAAACAAUUCAUGUUUCAAGGAAACCUCUUCCCCAUUCCCAUGAAAAUAAAUUCUCUUUUUGUUUA
Hibiscus syriacus is the source of this 2032-nucleotide messenger RNA. Its product is annotated as indole-3-acetic acid-amido synthetase GH3.6-like. The record is from RefSeq and is a predicted model, not a curated record. NCBI's taxonomy places the organism in Eukaryota, Viridiplantae, Streptophyta, Magnoliopsida, Malvales, Malvaceae. The transcript is spliced from 3 exons. Gene Ontology annotation, cellular component: cytoplasm. Gene Ontology annotation, molecular function: indole-3-acetic acid amido synthetase activity. The coding region runs from base 42 to 1880 and encodes 612 amino acids.